This is a messenger RNA of Brachypodium distachyon (stiff brome), 1353 nucleotides long. Its product is annotated as SWR1 complex subunit 2. Gene Ontology annotation, biological process: chromatin remodeling; regulation of DNA-templated transcription. The transcript has 11 exons. Gene Ontology annotation, cellular component: nucleus. The coding region runs from base 97 to 1182 and encodes 361 amino acids. Gene Ontology annotation, molecular function: ATP-dependent H2AZ histone chaperone activity. NCBI's taxonomy places the organism in Eukaryota, Viridiplantae, Streptophyta, Magnoliopsida, Poales, Poaceae. The record is from RefSeq and is a predicted model, not a curated record.
UGGGCCGGGACUCCUUCGUCGUCCCCAACUCCUCCUAGUCCCUCCAAUCCCCAGUCGAAGCGCCGCCGCGAGCGAACCCCGACCCCGCCGGCGGCCAUGGCCGACGAGGAGGAGCCGCCCGUCCUGCUCGACCGUGCCGCGCGAACCACCCGAGGAAAGAGGAUAACGAAGCUCGUCGAGGAGGAGGUCGAGCAAGACGAGGUCUUCUGGGGCCAAGAAGCCCUCAAGGAGGACGAGGAGGAUGAUAACUACCAGGAGGAGCAGGAUGCUGGUGACGAAUUCGACAGUGAUUUCGGUGAAGAUGAACCUGAGCCUGACGACGACCCAGAGAGGGAAGCACGUGAGGAAAGAUUACCUAUUAAGAAGCGGUUGGUUUUCCCUGGGAAGACCAUGAAAAAGAUGAAAGCCAGCAAGAAGAAGAAGAAGGUCGUCAUCAAACUUGAAGACGAAGGUGUAAUCGACAAUGAUUCUGGUAAAGCGACCGCUUCCAAACGAUCGGACGCUCCUGAUGAAUGGGAGUCUGAGAAGACGGUCAGGAAAUCGACCAGAACGUCCGUCAUUGUCAGACAAGCUGAAAGAGAAGCAAUACGUGCUGAAAAACAGGCAACAGCUAAGCCAGUUAAGAAGAGAAAAGAGGGAGAAGAAAAACGAAUGACACAAGAAGAGAUGCUCUUAGAAGCAGCUGAGACAGAGAUUAUGAACAUGAGAAAUCUUGAACGUGUACUGGCAAGAGAGGAGGAGGUGAAGAAAAAGGCUGUUGUUCAGAAAGCCGUUUAUGGUGGUCCUACUGUUAGAUUUUACUCGAGAGAUGGGGAAUCGCACCUCGAAUUCGUUAACGGGGCGUCAUUUGGGUCUGAACUCUGUACGACUUCAACUCCUUAUCCUGAGAAAUCUGUUUGUGCUAUAACAGGACUUCCUGCCAAGUACCGUGAUCCAAAGACAGGAUUACCUUAUGCAACAAUGGCAGCAUUUAAAACCAUCCGUGAGCGUUACCUGAAAGAAGAACCCGAUAAAAAGAGGCCAAACAUGUCUAAUAUGGGUGAACUCUUCGAAUCAGUAAGCAGCGAAAAUUCUACGCCUAAGAAGAGAAGAAUCGAGGCAAGAUCACCAUUAUCAGGAGACCUAAGGCACGGCGGGCGCUUCCGACGAAAACCUGCUCUUGAUAUGAUGGACGAGGACUAACAUGUGUGGUUGCAUGUGUUGCCGUGUUAGAAUUAGAAACAGUGCAAUGACAUGAUGUGUUCUUGAUACAGCGUGUAGUUGGUCACAACUCACAAACGAAUGACAUGUUGUAAUCAGAAUACUUCUAUCAAGUAAAUGGCCUCUUGGAUUAUAGGCAUCCUUUUUCCAUUA